Molecule: messenger RNA, 561 nt
Organism: Blastocystis hominis
Lineage: Eukaryota; Bigyra; Opalinata; Blastocystidae
Exons: 5
Coding region: 1-408 (135 amino acids)
Source: RefSeq, a predicted model, not a curated record
AUGGAAAUGCGGCGUUGCUGGAAGAGAAAAAGCGAAUUCGGGAAGAACGGCAUCGCGUUGGGAAUCCGGAAAGAGAAUAUCAUUCAGCAGUUCGAUGUGAUCCACACGCGAAAGAAGCUUGUGGAAUUGACGCCGUGGAACUUCGAUUAUAUCGUAAACGGAGACUACAAUGUGAUGGUGAUGUUCGAUUCCAAUGAGUGCUUCAAAUGCAAAUUCUUGCGGCUGAUUUAUAUAAAUGCAGCAAAGAAGGGAUUGGACGGUGUGAUCUUUGCGCGAAUUAACGGAGAUAAGUAUCCUGGAUUUAUCGGGGAUUAUAAUAUCGAUCCGGAUUUAGCGACGGCGUGGUUCCAGAAGGGAAAAGACGUGACUGUAGGGAUGGGGGAGAGCGAUAAGGAUAGGAAUAUGUAAAUGCGGAGAUCACGACCAAUGUGGACUCGAUUCUGAACUUCGCGAAGGAACAUAUGACGCCGGUGGAGCCUGGAGAGGAAUAUGAGGAGCCGAAGGUGCCUGAACUGGAAUACAAGGAUCCGGAGGAUAUGUCUGAUAUGGAGAUUGAGUUGU